Messenger RNA from Capsaspora owczarzaki ATCC 30864, 1596 nucleotides. RefSeq names its product solute carrier family 25 member 36. The transcript is spliced from 3 exons. NCBI's taxonomy places the organism in Eukaryota, Filasterea, Ministeriida, Capsasporidae. The coding region runs from base 204 to 1526 and encodes 440 amino acids. Gene Ontology annotation, biological process: pyrimidine nucleotide import into mitochondrion. Gene Ontology annotation, molecular function: pyrimidine nucleotide transmembrane transporter activity. The record is from RefSeq and is a predicted model, not a curated record. Gene Ontology annotation, cellular component: mitochondrion.
GCCAAUUUCAAUUGCCGCUUUCGUCGUCCAUUCCCUCAGUUCUCAGUCCGCACCCCCCUUCCCUUUCCCUGCGCGUCCAUCUGUCCGAACACCGAGACCAGAUCGGCCUUAGUUGUUUUGCUUUGUAGGAAGUGGAAAACAAAACAAAUCCCUAACCGAGCGUCGACAAGCAUAAACGGCGGUUGAAACAAACACACACACACAUGGAAGGAGCUGCAGCAUCAUCUUCGCCAAGACCGCCGCAGUCGCCGCUAGCCGUGCCGUACCAUGCUCGAUCAGGGCUCGGACUGCUCCUGCCCAGCGCACGGGAGCAGCAAGACACCAGGCAGGGCAGGGUGACUGCGACCGGCAGCAGCAGCACCGCGACCAACGCCACCAGUGCGCACUUGGCCGCCACCACUCCCGGAAGCAGACCGCCUCCGCCCGCAUGGGCUCACAUGCUGGGUGGUGGACUUGGAGGCACGCUUGGCACGGUUGCCACGAGUCCGCUCGAAAUUAUCAAGACGCGCAUGCAGUCGUCGCAGCACCGCUCCGACCCACGCGCCCCUCGGACGAUUCGCACUGCGCUGCUGCAGCUAUAUCGCGUCGAGGGACCUCGAGCACUGUUCCGUGGUCUUGUUCCGAAUCUCGUGGGCGUCGCACCGAGCCGAUCCAUCUACUUUUUCUCCUACUCCAAGGGCAAGGAAUGGGUCUCAGCGCUGGUGGACGACAAGAGCAGUCUCGUUGUGCCCGCUGGCGGCGCUAUUCUCGCCGGUGUUUCAGCCUCCACUAUUACCAAUCCCAUUUGGCUCGUUAAGACGCGACUGCAGCUCGAAUCUGAAUCGAUGCGUCGAGUCGCUGCCGCAAGCACCACCACCACCACGUCUCUCACUGGCGGUGCACCCCUGGCUACCGCACAGCCUGCACAGGGACUGAUUGCGGGUACCAUUCGUUGUGUGCGCGAUGUGUACCGGCGCGAAGGCAUUGUUGGGUUUUACCGCGGCAUGAGUGCGUCGUAUGCCGGCACUUUGGAGACCAUCAUCCAGUUUGUCAUUUACGAGCGCCUUAAAGAGUUUGCGGCUAAAGUUCGCGCCGACUCUGCGGAUGUUCUAAUGACCACGCCACAACUUUCAACGACGACAGAUUCUGGCUGGGAGUCUGACGACAGCGCGUUUGGCCAACGAGAAUCAACUCAGUCACUUCCCAAGCACCGACUGAGCGCCCAGCCUUCGGCAGCCGUGCCAUCGAAUGCCGAAACGAGCAAGUCCCUGCGAGAUUUUGUCGAGUACACAACCAUUGCUGGUGUUGCCAAGCUCGUGGCGUCUAUUUCAACCUAUCCUCAUGAGGUCAUUCGGACACGAUUGCGCGAGAAACCUGUUGGGAAUGUUGCCAAGUACCGCGGCUUUUUCCACUGUCUGGGCAAGAUUGCAAUCGACGAGGGUUGGCGUGCUCUCUACAGCGGCAUGCCUGCCCACUUGGCGCGUGUCGUACCCAACACGGCCAUUAUGUUUUUAACCUAUGAAAUCGUUGUUCAUUUGGCUCAAUGACGUUGUUGUUGUUGCUUUCUUUUCUUUGCUCGCUUGCAAGCUAAGUAAUAUAUUUGUAAUUUUUCGCCAA